CUCGCUAAUUUCAGCUUAUUUUGACCUAGUCUGGAACUUGUAAGAGAUCGUCGCGUCUGUGAUCGGUGGAAGAGCUCCGCCGUGUAAAUUAUUUCGCAUUUUGUGGUUUCGGGGCUCUCUUUUGGUUCAACCAUGAGUCCAAUUCAGAAUUUCGAGCAACACUCCCGUCGUCUCGUGGAUCCUGACCUACCUAUACAAGCAAGGCUUGAGAUGGUGGUGGAGGUCAGAGAUAGUCUAGAGAUAGCGCAUACGGCUGAGUACUUGAAUUUCUUAAAAUGCUACUUCCCAGCAUUCUCAGUUAUUCUUCUACAGAUUACGAAACCGCAGUUCAUUGAUAAUCCAGAACACAAACUGCGGAACAUUGUGGUUGAGAUCCUCAAUCGUCUUCCCCACAGUGAGGUUCUUCGUCCCUUUGUUCAGGACCUCUUGAAGGUUGCUAUGCAGGUGCUCACCACUGACAAUGAAGAAAACGGGUUAAUUUGCAUUCGCAUCAUCUUUGACCUUCUUAGGAACUUUAGGCCCACACUAGAAAACGAGGUUCAACCCUUUUUAGACUUUGUCUGCAAGAUCUAUUCCAUUUUCAGAUUCACCGUCAGCCAUUUUUUCGAUAAUGUUAAAAUGGAAGAUGUGAAGCCUAUGGAGACGCCUACGACUUCUGAUCAGUCCCUUACCCCUGCCGCACCUGUUGGGAAUGGGCAGCUUAACCCCAGUACUCGGUCAUUCAAGAUCAUCACAGAGAGCCCCCUUGUUGUUAUGUUCCUUUUUCAGCUGUAUAGCCGACUCGUUCAGACCAACAUUCCUCAUUUACUUCCGCUGAUGGUUGCUGCUAUAUCUGUCCCUGGACCUGAGAAUGUCCCUUCACAUUUGAAGCCUCAGUUCAUAGAGUUGAAGGGUGCACAGGUUAAGACGGUUUCUUUUUUAACUUAUUUGUUAAAAAGUUGUGCCGAAUAUAUCCGACCGCAUGAAGAAAGCAUAUGCAAAAGCAUUGUAAAUUUGCUUGUGACCUGUUCAGAUUCUGCAUCUAUCAGAAAGGAACUCUUAGUUUCAUUAAAGCAUGUUCUUGGGACGGAUUUCAAGAGAGGCUUAUUUCCUCUUAUUGACACUCUUUUAGAUGAGAGGGUUCUAGUUGGAACUGGGCGAGCAUGUUUCGAGUCUUUGAGGCCUUUGGCUUACAGUCUACUCGCGGAAAUCGUUCACCAUGUUCGCGGAGAUCUUUCUCUUGCUCAGUUAUCUCGGAUCAUCUACCUAUUUUCAAGAAACAUGCACGACUCUACCCUCUCUCUUAGCAUCCAUACAACAUGUGCCAGGCUGAUGCUGAAUCUGGUAGAACCAAUCUUUGAGAAAGAUGUUGAUCAGCAGUCAAUGGAUGAAGCACGGAUUUUACUGGGACGUAUCCUGGAUGCCUUUGUGGGGAAAUUCAGUACUUUCAAGCGUACUAUUCCUCAGCUUUUGGAGGAGGGUGAGGUGGGAAAGGAUCGGGUCACUUUAAGGUCGAAGCUUGAACUUCCUGUCCAGGCGGUUUUGAAUUUGCAGGUUCCUGUUGAACAUUCCAAAGAAGUGAAUGAUUGUAAGAAUCUGAUCAAGACACUGGUCAUGGGAAUGAAAACAAUAAUAUGGAGUAUAACCCAUGCACAUUUGCCUCGACCUCAGGGGAUGAACCCUCAAGCUCUUGUUUCACAAUCAUCUGCCCCGCAGGGUUUUAAAGGAAUGAGAGAAGAUGAGGUGUGGAAAGCCUCUGGUGUUUUAAAGAGUGGUGUCCACUGCUUAGCUCUCUUCAAAGAGAAGGAUGAGGAGAAGGAAAUGCUUAAUCUUUUCUCCCAGAUUCUUGCUAUUAUGGAACCUCGAGACCUAAUGGACAUGUUCUCUUUAUGCAUGCCAGAGCUUUUUGAGAGCAUGAUUAACAACAGCCAACUCGUUCAGAUAUUUGCAGCACUUCUGCAAGCUCCCAAAGUUUACAAGCCAUUUGCAGAUGUUUUGAUUAAUUUACUAGUUAGCAGCAAGCUUGAUGUUCUGAAGAAUCCGGAUUCAGCUGCAACUAAACUAGUUUUGCAUCUGUUCAGAUGCAUCUUUGGGGCUGUCACCAAAACACCAUCUGAUUUUGAAAGAAUAUUACAGCACCACGUUCCUGUUAUCAUGGAGGUCUGCAUGAAGAAUGCUACGGAAGUUGAAAAACCUCUUGGUUAUAUGCAAUUGCUCCGCACUGUUUUCAGAGGUCUCGCUGGAUGUAAAUAUGAGCUGCUUCUGAGAGAUUUGAUACCUAUGCUGCUACCUUGUCUUAAUCUUCUUCUGACAAUGCUCGAGGGUCCAGCUGGGGAGGACAUGAAAGAUCUUUUGUUAGAGCUUUGUUUGACGCUUCCUGCACGCUUAAGCUCCUUAUUGCCAUACCUUCCCCGUCUCAUGAAGCCUCUUUUUCUGAAAGAGCCACUUACACUUGAAUGCAAAGAUAAUCCAGAACACGGGCUUCGCUUAGUUCUCACAUUUGAGCCAUCAACACCUUUUUUGGUGCCAUUAGACAAAUUUAUUAAUCUUGCAGUAGCAGCGGUUAUUCAGAGAAAUCACGGCAUGGACAUAUACUACAGAAAGCAAGCUCUAAAAUUCCUCCGUGUAUGCUUGUUAUCGCAGCUUAAUUUGCCUGGAUGUGUCACUGAUGUGGGUCAAACGCCUAGGCAAUUAUCAACUUUGUUACGUUCCUCUGUUGAUUCAUCGUGGCACAGGAGUGAAUCAGUGGAAAUCAAGGCUGAUUUAGGAGUGAAAACAAAGACUCAGUUAAUGGCUGAGAAGUCAAUCUUCAAGACACUGUUGAUCACUAUACUUGCUGCCAGUUCUGAUCCAGAUCUCAGUGACACAGACGAUGACUUUGUUGAGAACAUCUGUCGGCAUUUUGCAAUUAUUUUGCAUGUUGACUAUACCUCCUCAAAUGCAUCAACCAGUACUAAUCCACUCGGUGGUUCUGUGAUUUCGACAAGUUCCAGAUCCAAGAGUAAUCAAUCAUCUAAUUUAAAGCAGUUAGAUCCUUUGAUAUUUUUAGAUGCACUGGUCGAUGUGCUUGCAGAUGAAAACAGGCUCCACGCCAAAGCUGCUCUGAAUGCGUUAAAUGUGUUUGCUGAAACACUUUUGUUCCUCGCUCGUGUCAAACAUGCUGAUGUGUUGAUGGCUAGGGGUGGUCACAAUGCCUCAAUGAUUGUCUCGAGCCCUUCUACAAAUCCAGUAUAUUCACCCCAUCCAAGUGUGCGAAUACCAGUCUUUGAACAACUUUUGCCUCGGCUUUUGCAUGGCUGUUAUGGGAGCACUUGGCAAGCGCAGAUGGGAGGGGUUAUGGGUCUAGGUGCAUUGGUUGGAAAAGUGAAUGUUGAAACAUUAUGUCAUUUCCAAGUAAAGAUUGUCCGUGGUCUGUUACUGCAGCCACUUAUAAUGCGUCCACUCCGAUCAAAGACAGUUGAUCAACAGGUUGGAACAGUUGCAGCUCUGAAUUUUUGCUUGGCUCUGAGGCCCCCCCUUUUAAAAGUGACUCCAGAGUUGGUGAAUUUUCUGCAAGAAGCAUUACAAAUUGCUGAGGCUGAUGAAACUGUCUGGGCUGUGAAGUUGAUGAAUCCUAAAGUGCUUACAUCAUUGAACAGACUUCGAACAGCUUGUAUUGAGCUUCUGUGCACAACUAUGGCGUGGACUGAUUUCCGAACGCAAACUCACAAUGAAUUACGUGCCAAAAUAAUUUCCAUGUUUUUCAAGUCUCUCACAUGUAGAGCACCUGAAAUCGUGGCGGUUGCCAAGGAGGGUUUAAGACAGGUUAUCAAUCAACAACGGAUGCCCAAGGAACUUCUUCAGAGUAGCCUCAGGCCGAUACUUGUUAAUCUCGCACACACAAAGAAUCUCAGUAUGCCUUUACUGCAAGGUCUGGCACGCCUUCUUGAACUUCUGUCAAAUUGGUUUAAUGUGACAUUAGGAGGCAAGUUGCUGGAGCACCUUAAAAAAUGGUUGGAGCCGGAGAAACUUGCCCAGUCCCAGAAAUCAUGGAAAGCUGGAGAAGAGCCAAAAAUAGCAGCUGCUAUUAUCGAGCUCUUCCACUUACUCCCACAUGCUGCAUCAAAAUUUCUAGAUGAACUUGUAACCUUAACCAUUGACUUAGAAGCAGCUCUUCCUCCUGGGCAAGUGUACAGUGAGAUUAAUAGCCCAUACCGUCUACCGCUUACCAAAUUUUUGAAUCGAUAUGCGGCCCUAGCUGUUGAUUAUUUUCUUUCUAGAUUAAGUGAACCAAAAUAUUUUCGGAGGUUUAUGUAUAUAAUUCGAUCAGAUGCUGGCCAGCCGUUAAGAGAAGAACUUGCAAAGUCUCCACAGAAGAUACUGUCAUGCGCCUUUCCUGAAAUUUUGCCAAAACCUGAUCCUACAUUGGGCACAACAGUUUCAACUCCUCCCGCUACAUCAUCUGGAGAUGAAAAGCAUAUCUCUGUUAAAUUAGAGAGUUCUAAUGUGGCAUCAACAAAGGCUUAUAUAGCAUCGGAUGCGUAUUUUCAGGGGCUCUAUCUCAUCAAAACAAUGGUGAAACUGAUACCCAGCUGGUUGCAGAGUAACCGCAGUGUUUUCGAUACCUUGGUUCUCAUUUGGAAAUCACCUGCAAGGAUAUCUCGUUUGCAGAAUGAGCAAGAGCUGAAUUUAGUUCAGGUGAAAGAGAGCAAGUGGCUUGUCAAGUGCUUCUUAAAUUACCUACGGCAUGAAAAAUCUGAAGUGAAUGUUCUCUUCGAUAUUCUCUCCAUUUUCUUGUUCCAUAGCCGCAUUGACUACACCUUUUUGAAGGAAUUCUACAUUAUUGAGGUUGCAGAAGGAUAUCCGCCCAACAUGAAAAGAGCACUUCUCCUGCAUUUUCUUAACCUUUUCCAUUCCAGACAACUCGGCCAUGAUCAUUUAGUUCAAGCAAUGCAAAUGCUUAUUCUUCCAAUGCUUGCCCAUGCUUUCCAAAACGGCCAAACUUGGGAGGUCAUUGACCCUGAUAUAGUCAAAACCAUUGUUGAGAGGCUUCUUGAUCCACCCGAAGAGGUUUCGGCUGAAUAUGAUGAACCUUUGAGAAUUGAACUUUUGCAAUUAGCAACAUUGCUUCUGAAGUAUCUUCAGAGUGACUUGGUCAGUCAUAGAAAAGAGCUCAUUAAGUUUGGAUGGAAUCAUCUCAAACGGGAAGAUAGCGCCAGUAAACAGUGGGCAUUUGUUAAUGUUUGCCACUUCUUGGAUGCUUACCAGGCUCCUGAGAAGAUCAUUCUUCAGGUUUUUGUCGCACUUCUUAGGACAUGCCAGCCGGAGAAUAAGAUGCUAGUUAAGCAAGCCCUGGAUAUUCUAAUGCCAGCUUUGCCUAAAAGGCUACCUCUUGGAGAUUCACGCAUGCCAAUCUGGAUAAGAUACACUAAAAAAAUUUUGGUGGAGGAAGGUCAUUCAAUUCCAAAUUUGAUCCACAUCUUCCUACUUGUUGUUCGGCAUUCAGAUCUCUUUUACAGCUGUAGGGCACAAUUUGUUCCUCAAAUGGUGAAUUCGUUAAGUCGUCUAGGUUUGCCAUAUAAUACUACUGCAGAGAAUAGGAGGCUCGCAAUUGAACUUGCUGGACUGGUUGUCAGCUGGGAAAGGCAAAGACAGAAUGAAAUGAAAAUGGUGACUGAUACUGAUGGAACCAGUCAGAUUAAUGAUGAGUUGCAUACUUCAUCUAGUGCUGAUCCUAAGCGUUCAACAGACGGAUCUGCCACAUCAGAAGAUCCAAGUAAACGAGUCAAAAUUGAACCUGGUCUCCAAUCAAUCUGUGUUAUGUCACCUGGCGGUGCAUCAUCAAUCCCCAAUGUGGAAACUCCUGGAUCUGCUACCCAGCCUGACGAGGAAUUUAAGCCAAAUGCUGCCAUGGAAGAAAUGAUCAUUAAUUUUCUCAUAAGAGUAGCAUUGGUAAUUGAACCUAAGGACAGAGAAACCAACACCAUGUACAAACAAGCGUUAGAUUUGCUUUCACAAGCUUUGGAGGUUUGGCCAAAUGCCAAUGUCAAGUUCAACUAUUUACUUCAGCGCCUUGCACGGGACCUGGGGUCAGCAGUGGGUUCUCAUCCUAGACAAGGCCAGCGACCAGACUCGGAUUCUGCAGUAACUUCUUCUCGUCAAACUGCUGAUGUUGGAGCAGUCAUAUGUAAUAUAAAGUCGGUCUUGGAACUUAUUGAUGAAACGGUCAUGCUUAUAGCAGAUUGCAAAAGAUCUGUUACUCAAAUUUUGAACACAUUGCUUUCCGAAAAGGGUACAGAUGCUAGUGUGCUUCUCUGCAUACUAGACAUGAUUAAAAGGUGGGUUGAGGAUGAUUUCAGCAAAACAGGCACAUCUGGUUUGUCUGGUUCCUUCCUUACCCAAAAGGAUGUAGUUACUUUUCUCAAUAAGCUUUCUUAUAUUGAUAAGCAACACUUCUCAUCUGAUGCUUUGGAAGAGUGGGAUCAGAAGUAUCUUCAGCUGUUAUAUGGACUUUGUGCCGAUUCAACAAAGUAUCCUCUGGGCCUGCGACAAGAGGUCUCUCUGAAAGUAGAAAGACAUUUUAUGCUUGGUUUAAGGGCAAGUGAUCCUGAUAUGAGAAGGAAGUUCUUCUUGUUAUAUCACGAGUCACUUGGAAAAAAUUUGUUCGCGCGGUUGCAGUACAUUAUUCAAAUUCAGGAUUGGGAAGCUUUAAGUGAUGUAUUUUGGCUCAAACAAGGUCUUGAUCUCCUUUUAGCUAUCUUAGUUGAGGACAAGCCAAUUAGCCUGGCCCCAAAUUCCGCGAGGGUACUACCACUUUUACCUUCAGAUAGUCCUGGAAUACAGCAUCAAGUUCCUGCUAACUUAGAGGGUCCCGAAGAAGUUGCUUCAAUGUUUGACAGUAUCGUUAUGAAGCAUGCACAAUUUCUGAGCGCGACCAGCAAACUUCAGGUGGCUGAUGUCGUCAUCCCUUUAAGGGAGCUGGCUCACACGGAUGCCAAUGUUGCAUAUCAUUUGUGGGUCUUGGUAUUUCCAAUUGUAUGGGUAACCCUGCUCAAGGAAGAACAGGUAGCAUUGGCUAAACCUAUGAUUUCUCUACUAUCGAAGGACUACCAUAAGAAGCAGCAAGGACACCGGCCAAAUGUUGUGCAAGCACUUCUGGAAGGGCUUCAGUUGAGCCACCCUCAACCUAGGAUGCCUAGUGAGCUUAUCAAAUAUAUUGGAAAAACGUACAAUGCGUGGCAUCUCGCAUUGGCGUUGCUAGAGAGCCAUGUGAUGUUGUUCAUGAAUGACACAAAAUGUGCUGAGUCUCUUGCUGAGCUUUAUCGUUUGUUAAAUGAAGAAGAUAUGAGAUUUGGGUUGUGGAAGAAGAGAUCCAUCACUGCUGAAACGAGAGCUGGACUUUCAUUAGUUCAGCAUGGUUUUUGGCAGCGUGCCCAGAGCCUCUUUUACCAGGCAAUGGUUAAGGCAACCCAAGGCACGUAUAACAACACAGUCCCUAAAGCAGAAAUGUGUCUGUGGGAGGAGCAGUGGCUCCACUGCGCCAGUCAGCUUAGUCAAUGGGAUGCCCUGGUAGAUUUUGGAAAAAGCAUUGAGAAUUAUGAAAUACUGCUUGAUAGUCUUUGGAAAUUACCCGAUUGGGCAUAUUUGAAGGAUCACGUUAUACCAAAGGCACAAGUGGAAGAGACUCCAAAGCUUCGUUUGGUUCAAUCUUAUUUUGCCCUUCAUGACAGAAAUUCAAAUGGUGUUGGAGAUGCCGAAAACACAGUGGGGAAAGGCGUUGAUCUUGCCUUGGAACAGUGGUGGCAGUUGCCUGAAAUGUCUGUUCAUGCUAGAGUGCCUCUAUUGCAGCAAUUCCAACAACUAGUUGAGGUUCAGGAGUCUGCUAGAAUUCAUGUUGACAUCGCAAAUGGGAGUAAAGGCACAGGAAAUGUUGCAGUUGGUGGACUUGGAAAUCGUUAUGCAGAUCUGAAGGAUAUUCUUGAGACUUGGAGGCUGAGGACUCCAAAUGAAUGGGAUAAUAUGACAGUCUGGUACGAUAUGCUACAGUGGAGGAAUGAAAUGUAUAAUGUUGUUAUUGAUGCAUUUAAGGACUUUGCUACUUCAAAUUCUCCACUUCAUCACCUUGGUUUUCGUGACAAAGCAUGGAAUGUCAAUAAGCUUGCCAGGAUAGCUCGGAAACAAGGGCUUUAUGAUGUUUGUGUUCAGAUUCUUGAAAAAAUGUAUGGACACUCAACUAUGGAAGUACAGGAAGCUUUUGUUAAAAUUAGAGAGCAAGCAAAAGCAUAUCUGGAAAUGAAGGGAGAGCGUGCUAGUGGUCUUAAUCUGAUCAAUAGCACAAAUUUGGAGUAUUUUCCAGAUAAGAUCAAAGCAGAGAUAUUUCGUCUGAAGGGGGAUUUUCAUUUGAAAUUAAAUGACACCGAAAGUGCUAAUAUUGCAUAUUCCAAUGCUAUCACCCUGUUCAAGAAUUUACCCAAAGGAUGGAUAAGCUGGGGAAGCUAUUGUGAUAUGGCAUACCAAGAAACACAAGAAGAAAUAUGGCUUGAAUAUGCUGUCAGUUGCUUUCUUCAGGGUAUAAGAUUUGGAGUUUCCAAUUCCAGAAGUCAUAUAGCUCGUGUUCUUUAUCUUCUUAGCUUUGAUACAGUGAAUGAGCCUGUUGGCAGAGUGUUUGAUAAACACUUAGAGCAAGUUCCUCACUGGGUAUGGCUUUCUUGGAUCCCACAGCUGUUACUUUCCCUACAAAGAACAGAAGCACCCCAUUGCAAAUUGGUUUUAUUGAAAAUUGCUGCAGUUUUCCCGCAGGCUCUCUAUUACUGGUUGCGCACAUACUUGCUGGAACGACGUGAUGCAGUAAAUAAAUCCGAACUUGGCAGAUUGGUUUUGGCUCAAAGAAUGCAGCAAAAUGCCUCUGGUGCAAGUGCAGGUCACGGUGGAAGCAAUAUACCAUCGGAAACUCAAAUCCAUCAAGGCAGUCAAAUUAGCGGGCCCAGUGGAACACAUGACAGUGGUAAUGCACAUGGGCAAGAUAGUGACCGCUCCACUGCGGAAAAUAAUGUCCAUACCGGGAGUGAUCAACCGAUGCACCAAAGCAGCUCCGGUAUCAAUGAUAACAAUGAAAACACAGCGAGGCGGAAUGUUGCAUCCCUAGCAAUCUCUGCUGCGGGUGCUUUUGACGCUGCUAAAGAUAUCAUGGAAGCUCUUAGGGGUAAACAUAACAAUUUAGCCAGUGAACUCGAGGUUCUUCUCACAGAAAUAGGUUCAAGAUUUGUUACAUUACCGGAAGAAAGACUGCUGGCGGUUGUGAAUGCUCUGUUGCAUCGUUGCUACAAGUAUCCAACUGCUACCACUGCCGAGGUUCCCCAACCACUCAAAAAAGAGCUGUCGGGUGUCUGCAGAGCUUGUUUCUCGGCAGAUGCUGUAACCAAGCAUGUCGAAUUUGUGAAAGAGUACAAACAGGAUUUUGAGCGUCAUCUUGAUCCAGAAAGUACAUCUACAUUCCCAGACACACUCGCUGAGCUGACGGCGCGACUGAAAAAGUGGAAAAAUAUUCUUCAGAGCAAUGUUGAAGAUAGGUUUCCGGCUGUGUUAAGAUUGGAAGAUGAGAGCAGGGUUUUGCGUGACUUCAGUGUUGUUGAUGUGGAGAUACCAGGGCAGUACUUUGCUGACCAGGAAGUCGCACCUGAUCAUACAGUAAAGUUGGAUAGGGUUGGAGCAGACGUUCCUAUCGUUCGAAGGCAUGGAAGCAGCUUCAGGCGGUUGACUCUGAUUGGCUCUGAUGGCUCGCAAAAGCACUUUAUAGUCCAGACAUCAUUGACGCCUAAUGCUAGAAGUGAUGAACGUAUCUUGCAGCUUUUCCGUGUAAUGAAUCAAAUGUUUGAUAAGCAUAAGGAAUCAAGACGUCGACACAUUGGAAUUCACACUCCAAUCAUCAUUCCUGUCUGGUCUCAGGUCCGGAUGGUUGAGGAUGAUCUCAUGUACAACACUUUCCUUGAGGUCUAUGAGAAUCACUGUGCACGAAAUGACCGGGAGGCAGAUCUUCCAAUUACCCACUUUAAGGAGCAACUUAAUCAAGCUAUAUCAGGGCAAAUCUCAGCAGAGGCAAUAGGAGAUCUUCGUCUGCAGGCUUAUAUAGACAUAACAAAAACUUUGGUUAAUGACAGUAUCUUCUCUCAGUACAUGUACAAGACGUUGAUGAGCGGAAGCCAUAUGUGGGCUUUCAAAAAACAAUUUGCAGUUCAGCUAGCUGUCUCCAGUUUCAUGUCCUUCAUGCUACAAAUCGGUGGGAGGUCCCCGAACAAGGUCUUGUUUGCAAAAAACACUGGGAAAAUGUUCCAGACAGAUUUUCACCCUGCUUAUGACGCCAACGGGAUGAUAGAAUUUAACGAACCCGUGCCUUUCCGCCUCACAAGGAACAUGCAAGCAUUCUUCUCUCAGUUUGGGGUCGAAGGUCUCCUCAUGUCAUCCAUGUGUUCAGCAGCUCAAGCAGUAAUCUCCUCCAAGCAAAACGAACAUCUACGGUAUCAGCUUGCUAUGUUCUUCCGUGAUGAAUUGCUGUCUUGGUUUGGAAGAAGACCUCUUGGUGUGCCGAUUCCUCCUGUUGGAGGAAUUGCUACACUGAACUCAGCGGAGCUGAAGCACAAAGUUAACGCCAAUGUGGAAGAUGUCAUUGGCCGGAUCAGAGGAAUAGCCCCACAGUACUUUUCGGAAGAGGAUGAGAACACGGUUGAGCCGCCGCAGUCAGUGCAAAGAGGUGUGAACGAGUUGGUGGAGGCAGCCUUGUCGCCUCGCAACUUAUGUAUGAUGGAUCCAACAUGGCACCCUUGGUUCUAACUUCAAAAUACUUUACAAUUAAGUUUUCAGUGCUUUUUUAAUUUAAUGGAAGCUAACAUUAUUCAUUAGGGUUGUAAAUAUAUGUAACCUUUAUGUAAUUUUAUCACACUCCUUUUGGUCGCUCGCCUUUGUGCAACAUUUCCUGUACUAUAAAUUGUAUUUUUGAACCCUUUAAUCUUUAAUAUAUCAUGCAUCUAAUAUAA
Camelina sativa (false flax) is the source of this 10988-nucleotide messenger RNA. The record is from RefSeq and is a predicted model, not a curated record. NCBI's taxonomy places the organism in Eukaryota, Viridiplantae, Streptophyta, Magnoliopsida, Brassicales, Brassicaceae.